CCAUGACCGCGAGCGCGCCGCCGCUGCCGCUACUGCUGGCGCUGCUCGCCGCCGCUUGCUCCGCGCAGGGCUGGUGGGGCGGCUACCAGCCGCAACGGGAGCAGUGCCGCUCGCCCAUGGGCGCCGAGGGGGAGUGCGUGCAGGUGACGCGCUGCCCGCCGCUGCUGGCGCUGCUGCGCGCCACGCCGCGCCCGCCCGGCGCCGUCGAGUUCCUGCGCAGCUCUCUGUGCGGCUUCGAGAACCGCUACCCGCGCGUCUGCUGCGUCCAGGGCUUCCAGUACGAGCCGCCCCAGGUGGAGGAGCAGACGACGACGCGGCGCCCCGAGCCGACCAACCAGCGCCAACAGCAGGAGUCGGACCACCCCAAUGCACGCCUGCUGCCCACCGAAUGCGGCGUCGACUUCUCGGAGCGCAUCUUCGGUGGCAAGACAACCGAGAUAGACGAGUACCCCUGGCUCGCGUUGCUCAGGUACCGCGCAAGGGAUGGGCAGCUGCUGUUCCUUUGCGGUGGAGUCCUCAUCAACAGCAGAUAUGUACUCACAGCGUCCCACUGCGUCAACGGGAGGGACAUCCGUGAUUAUCGCCUGGUGAGCGUGCGGCUGGGCGAGUACAACACGGACCUGGAUCGCGACUGCGUGGAGGAGUACACGGGCGGCGAGACGUGCGCCGACCCGCCGCAGGACUUCGGCGUCGAGCAGUCGCUGCCGCACCCCGACUACGAGCCCUUCAGCGCCAACCAGUUCAACGACAUCGCGCUGUUGCGCCUCGACCGCGACGCGCCUACCACACACUACAUCCGACCUAUCUGCCUGCCGAGGGGCAGCACUGGAAAGCUCUCUUACGCCGGUCGUGACCUCGUAGUCGCUGGCUGGGGCAAGACCGAGUCACGUGCGUUCAGCCCAGUGAAGCUGAAGGUCGCAGUGCCCGCAGUCACGGAGGAAGAGUGCAAAGGAGUGUACAACGGACGGCGCACGGUGAGCUACGCGACGCAGCUGUGCGCCGGCGGCCAGGAGGGCAAGGACUCGUGCACGGGCGACAGCGGCGGCCCGCUGAUGGCGGUGGGCGCCGUCGACGGCGUCAACCGCCACCACGUGGCCGGCGUCGUGUCUUACGGGCCGCGCCAGUGCGGCCAGGCCGGCUGGCCCGGCGUCUACACGCGCGUCGCCGCCUACGUGCCCUGGAUACUCGACUCCCUGCAGCCCUAGCCGGCGUCCUCACUUUCACAUUCUGCUCUGCCGUCUCCGGGGACAGACACUUCCUUUUAAAUGAAACCGGGGUUGUCUUCACGGACAGUUUAUAUUUCCUACGUCCUGGUUGCAAUAUUAAUUUGCCUAAAAAUAAAAUUGUGUUUCUUUGUUCCUGUUACUGGACUGGUUACAGCGCUACAUGUCUGUUUGCUAUUAAGAAGUCGUGACGAAACACUUGUCCUACUACUAACAGGAUCUGUCGGUCGCUCAGGCAGCGUCCUGAGACACAGGACUCCUCUGAAUGAAAACGAAAAAGACCACCGUACAAUUUAAAAUUUUGUUACUCAGUUGCAAAACUACAGCUGAUGCUGAGGAUUCGAUAAUUAAUUGUAAAUUUCUUAUUCAACUUCAGACAUGCAAGGAAGGAAUAUCCAUCGAGUGAAAAUUCAGUUUGACAAAAAGUAAUUUUUGUUACCUACAUAAACGGAUCCCGAAAGUCACAUGACUGCGGUGCGGCGUAAGGUUGAUCCGUAAGCACUCUGAGAAUUUUGGACGUCAUGACAUCGCUCGUACAGACAGAUCCCGUUCAGAAGCACCGUGCAUUUUGUAAACGCACUCCGUAGGCAUCUUAAUAAUUUCCAAUUUAUAUCUGGAAUGAUCUUGCCUUAUAAGAGAUAAAGGCGAGAGCGUUUGACUUACUUGCGAUAAGACGCCGAUAAUUCUUCCGCUAUAGGGAAAGAAGGCAGAACUAUUUUUAGGUUUAAUACUGCACCAGAUCACAGCUAUUUUUAGGUUAAAUACUGCACCAGACCAUAUAUCCGAGUUUGUGUUUUAACAUGGCCUCUAGUACACCAAAGUGAAACAAUGCAGAAAAAAUAUUGAAUCUGGAGCUAUCAUAUGCUUCCAAUUACCAAUUUACCACACAAAGAAAUAUUUUUACUGACGAAACGGUUUUCAAGAACUAAUCUAUUAAUCGUACAUACUCUUUGUCCAUGACUAUUGUGGCUACUUUAAAAUAUGCGACAAUCUUUGGAGAUCUGUAUAAUCCGAAGGUAAUGACUUACACACUGCUUUUCAUAAAUCUUGCUUGUAGGUGAAAACUGGUCGAAAUAUGCAUGUAACGAAAUAUGUAUGUAAUGAACUGACUGACAACACUCGACCGAAAUUUAUCUGGAACUUGUCUUGUAAACAUGCAGUCACGUGAAAUAUCCCUACGACAUUAACUUCUUAUUAGACUUUGUCUCGAUAUUAAUCAACAUAUAAACCACCUCUUUCUGGUAUGAUAACUCGGAUUAGACCCUUGCAGUAAUUACCUUUGGCAAGUAAAUUUUUUCUCCGUUUGCGCCUAUAGCAGCAACAAAUACUCACGAUUGUUGUUAAUAAUAAACAAAUGUUUCAAACAGGGAAACCGAUGCAACAUUAAAGUUUCAGUCUACGUGCAAGCAAACGUUGUUAUACUUACAUCACGUGAAGAUUUCUAUUUGAUAUUGGUUAUAUUUGCAGUACACUACGAGCACUCCUUAGAUACCUGUGGCACUUUCUGCACAUGAAGCUGUCACCUCGAAAAGCUACUUUCACUAGAAAUUUUCCUGUUACAUUAAUUGUCCGUUGCGGAAUAGCAUUGCUUACAGUGUGUUCACUACGUUGUACUUGCGGAAUGAAAUUCGUUACGUUACCAGUAACGUAGGUAAAGUAAAUUCUAGGAGAAAUGUGAAAUAAAUGUCUCCACAUUUACUACUGUUCGAAAUAAUUCUAGUAGAGAACUCUAUUUCUGUACUGACAAAAUAUGUCGUUAAGAAUGAUCUCAGGGGCUUUUGUUUAUGUUGAUAAAAUGGAGAAAUAAAGUCAUUCAGUGUUACAACUC
Schistocerca cancellata (South American locust) is the source of this 3051-nucleotide messenger RNA. RefSeq names its product serine protease easter-like. The transcript is spliced from 8 exons. Gene Ontology annotation, biological process: proteolysis. Gene Ontology annotation, molecular function: serine-type endopeptidase activity. Bases 3 to 1205 code for a protein of 400 amino acids. NCBI's taxonomy places the organism in Eukaryota, Metazoa, Arthropoda, Insecta, Orthoptera, Acrididae. The record is from RefSeq and is a predicted model, not a curated record.